AUGAAUUCUCCCCCACCCACCAGCUCUAAACCCGGUUCGGUUAAGCGACCUUUGAAUAGCUUUAUGCUGUACCGGCGUGAUCGCCAAUUGGAAAUUCCCACCUCGAACCAUCAAAGUAUAUCUCGAAUUAUUGGCGAAUUGUGGAGAAACGAAAGUGCUCAAGUGAAGCGUUACUACGCUGAGCUGUCCGCCAUGGAGCGGCAAAAGCACAUGCUCCAAAACCCCGAAUACAAGUAUACGCCUAAAAAGCGUGCAUGCCGUAGAUCCAAGCGAAAGGCUGCUACGACAACGACACGCUCGCGUCCUCAGACGGAUUAUGCUAUUCUUCAGCAAAUCUCCACCUACUCUGCUUCCACAGAACAAACUGCUUCUGUCUUGUCUCGAGUUAACGAAGAACGUCUUGCCGCGGGUACUUCCGACACCAAAAUUCCCGUGGAUUUGGCACAGCAGGUUUACAAACUCGCAGAUUAUAAUAUGGAUCUUCACGCAGUAGAUGAAUCCGAUAACGGAUCGACGUCUACUCUCUCCUCGCCCAUGGUUCGAAAUUUAUCGUUGCCUUCCUCUUUGCCAGCUGCUUCUUCUAAUAUCCACCAGAAUUCUACUGAGCCCUUACAAGAUACCCUUACUUUCCAUCGGCAUCCAUUCCCCUUGGCACGAACAAAGUCGUUAUUCCAGCCUCCUACCGAGGCGUGGUUUCCCAACGUUGCACCUCCCUUGAAACGAUCUCUCUCAAUUAAUGACUCAAGAGAUGCCUCUGUUAUACUGUCAAACUCGACCGAGUCCAUUCCAGAUGCGGAUGACGCUUCUAGAGAAUUUUUGACAUCGGGUGAUUCUUAUUCCAUGCAUCAUCAACCAGGGUCCGUAUCCUCCGUAGGCAUGGAUCCCAAAACAAUGGAAGAUCCCUCAUCCAACAACUUGGUAAUGGAAUCCCUAUAUGGAGCGAGAAGGCCUUCCGUGGCCGAUGAAGUUGAUUCUAGUCCCAAAACGCCCCCUCCCACAAACUUGCAUGAACCAAAGAUUGAAUCUGGUAGCUUUGAGACGCCAUCUAGUAUUCGAAAUUUCGCUGUUUCAUCGGUGGGUACCGACAAUGAAGAUCCCUAUGUAACACCAUAUUAUACCCCGAGACCGAAUGCAAAUCGCAUGAAUAGCGUUACGUCUGGCUAUUUUUCAUCUCCAACCUCCAGGUACUCUGUCCUUGAUCCAUUCCAAACGCCCCAGUAUGGUGAUGUGGUGAGAGAAAAGUCUUAUUUAGACGUUGAACCUUUAAUGGGAGACUUGUUUUCAACGAAUACUCUAGAUAAUACAGAGUUGAAUGAUCUAUUUACUCAAAUCCCGAAUCAGAAUUCUCUUCAUGAAACAAGAGAGGAGUAUUCGGAUUUGACUCCUUCUUUAUUGGAGCCUUGGUUGCCCAAUGGAAAGUAA
Molecule: messenger RNA, 1422 nt
Organism: Schizosaccharomyces osmophilus
Lineage: Eukaryota; Fungi; Ascomycota; Schizosaccharomycetes; Schizosaccharomycetales; Schizosaccharomycetaceae
Gene: ste11
Product: DNA-binding transcription factor Ste11
Exons: 1
Coding region: 1-1422 (473 amino acids)
Biological process (GO): regulation of transcription by RNA polymerase II
Cellular component (GO): nucleus
Molecular function (GO): RNA polymerase II cis-regulatory region sequence-specific DNA binding; DNA-binding transcription factor activity, RNA polymerase II-specific
Source: RefSeq, a predicted model, not a curated record